Messenger RNA from Vanessa atalanta (red admiral), 1350 nucleotides. Its product is annotated as RYamide receptor-like. Gene Ontology annotation, cellular component: membrane. The record is from RefSeq and is a predicted model, not a curated record. Gene Ontology annotation, molecular function: neuropeptide Y receptor activity. The transcript has 6 exons. Gene Ontology annotation, biological process: neuropeptide signaling pathway. NCBI's taxonomy places the organism in Eukaryota, Metazoa, Arthropoda, Insecta, Lepidoptera, Nymphalidae. The coding region runs from base 1 to 1350 and encodes 449 amino acids.
AUGAAUCACCUGAACAACUUAACAGAUAAUGUUGUACCUGUAUUGCCUGAAAUUUUGUAUUUACCUGAAAAUACCGGAAAUGAAUCAUUGAAUGGAACUGAUUUAAAUUUUACGGCACAUGAGUUCGUUUGCGUUUUAGAAUCACAGUCGGAAGAUUAUUUAUCGACAUGUGUUUUCCAGACUUGCGUCUACGUCACUUAUGGUAUUAUUUUUGUGAUAGCACUCUUAGGUAACGGGUUAGUUUGUUUCGUUGUGCAAUCGUCACCGCGGAUGAAGACAGUGACGAACUUUUUUAUAAUGAACUUAGCGGUGGGUGAUAUAUUAAUGACAUUAUUCUGUGUACCGUUUUCGUUUGUGUCGAUGCUCAUUUUACGCUACUGGCCGUUUGGUGGAUUAAUGUGUAAGUUGGUGAACUAUUCGCAGGCAGUGUCAGUGUUAGUGAGUGCAUAUACACUCUUAGCUAUAUCAGUGGAUAGGUAUUUUGUGAUAACAAGACCCUUGAAGCCGAGAAUGGGAAAAACGGUUGCCAAACUAGUGAUGUGUUCAGUUUGGUGCGGGGCUUUAGCAACGGCUGCACCUAUAUUAAUAGUUUCACAACUAGAGAAACCUUCUUUAUGGCACCAAGUUUGCGAGUUGGAUGUUUGCAGCGAGAAAUGGGCCUAUCCUGACCAGAGCGAGCAAUACACUUACGCAUUACUGAUAUUCCAAUUUGCGUUACCGCUCGCAGCACUCGUUUGUUCAUACGGUCGUAUUGCUUAUGUAGUGUGGGGCGUGCGACCACCUGGAGAGGCGGAGAGUGUACGGGAUAUGCGAAUACAACACUCUAAGCGAAAGAUGGUUAAAAUGAUGAUAACCGUUGUGGUUGUAUUUACCGUGUGUUGGCUACCUUUGAAUAUUUUUAUCUUAUUAUGGACGGCGCACGAAGAUGACGAGGAAUGGGGCAGAUGGCCGGGAAUGCCGUACGUUUGGUUCAUAAGCCACUGUUUAGCUAUGUCGCAUUCCUGCUACAAUCCAAUUAUUUACUGCUACAUGAACGUGAGAUACCGCAGUGGAUUCAUACAGGUUCUCGGUAAACUUCUGCGCUUGAACAACAAUAGUGCAGGCAGCCGCUCGUGUCAUCGAUCGAGUGUUUGUGAGAGAAUUCCACUGUCAGAUUUGAUGGAUACUAAUAGAUACUCAACACAAAGAAGUAUUAACAGAUGCAAACGUAAGAUCACCCGAGAUGGUCUAAGUAGCUCUGAGUUAAAUAGAAAAUGUACUUCAUGUACAUCGUUACGGCAAUCAUCGUCUACGAUGUCUCGACCACCUGCACCGGCGCGCGCUGUUUCGGUGCGUUCGCAUUUCGACUAG